Rhododendron vialii is the source of this 1085-nucleotide messenger RNA. Its product is annotated as bifunctional TENA-E protein. The transcript has 3 exons. NCBI's taxonomy places the organism in Eukaryota, Viridiplantae, Streptophyta, Magnoliopsida, Ericales, Ericaceae. Gene Ontology annotation, cellular component: cytosol. The coding region runs from base 164 to 910 and encodes 248 amino acids. The record is from RefSeq and is a predicted model, not a curated record.
UUUGAAAAUCAGCCAAAAUUGAUAAGAAUAGAUUCGGGAUUUGAUGAUGAUGCCGUCCCCAGGCGGCAGGUCAACUCCUUUCAUAUUGGCCACCGCAAAACCCACCGAUUGGCCCUCCAUUCAACCGAAAUCCGCCCAAGAACAAAGACACUGAUAUUGGUUAAUGUUACACAAAAGGGAAGAAGAAGAAGAAGAAGAAGAAGAAAUGGAUAAGCAGCAGCAGGAGAGUCGUAGCAGUAGUAAUAAGAAAGUGGAUUUGGGAGUGAUAGCGACGUGGGUGAAGAAACACGCUUCGCUUUACGAAGCAGCCACCAGACACCCUUACAUCGAGAGCAUCCGAAACGGCACCGUUGACCUCUCUUCCUUCAGGCGUUGGCUGGGACAAGAUUACAUAUUUGUUAGAGCAUUUGUGCCCUUUGAGGCAAGUGUGUUGGUGAAGGCUUGUAAUGAGACGGAUGAUAGUUCUGAUAUGGAAGUCAUAUUGGGUGGUAUGGCUGCUUUGAAUGAUGAGCUUGCUUGGUUCAAGAAAGAAGCAUCAAAGUGGGGGGUUACACUAUCUGCCAUUCCUCUUGCUGCAAAUGUUCAUUACUGCAGCUUUUUGAAGAGCCUAAUGAGCUCGGAAGUUGAAUAUACGGUGGCCCUCACCGUGUUUUGGGCCAUUGAAGCUGUUUACCAAGAUAGUUUCGCAUACUGUUUAGAAGAAGACGCCGAAACUCCGGAAGAGCUAAAGGAAACCUGCUACAGAUGGGGAAAUGAUGAUUUUGGUGAGUGGUGUUGUACUCUCGAAGAGAGAGCUAAUCGUCGUCUACAGAUGGCAUCUGUGGAUGUGAGAAAUAAGGCCGAGGCAGUUUUCUUGCGUGUUCUUGAACUUGAAAUCGAAUUUUGGGACAUGAGCCGUGUUGGAAUUUAAGGGCUUUCAUCGGAAAUGUGAUAUCAAUAAAGCUUUUAUGCCUUUUUUCUUGUUUACAAAGAGCCACUGGCAUAUCAAUUUCUGUUUUGGGUUGAAGACCAUAUGUAUCUGGGUUUUCUUUCGAGUUGGGCUGAAGCUUCAGUGAUGUGUAAAUAAAAUGGCAUGCUUUGUUUGA